Molecule: messenger RNA, 1020 nt
Organism: Acanthosepion pharaonis
Lineage: Eukaryota; Metazoa; Mollusca; Cephalopoda; Sepiida; Sepiidae
Source: the annotation of a GenBank genome assembly
AUGGAGCAGUACACAAUUUUGGGAAAUAUUGGGGAAGGAGCACAUGGGAUAGUUUUCAAAGCAAAAUUCAAACAGAGUGGUGAAACAGUUGCUUUGAAGAAAGUUCGUCUAAAGAAGCCUGAAGAUGGAAUUCCAAGCACUGCCCUCAGGGAAAUCAAAGCCUUGCAACAGAUUGAAGAUAAUCCUUAUGUGGUGAGACUUUUAGAUGUAUUCCCUCAUGGGGCUGGUUUUGUGCUUGUUUUUGAUUACAUGCUGUCAGAUCUUUGGGAAGUAGUGCACAAUUCAGAGCAGCCACUUACAGAAGCACAGAUUAAAUCUUACAUGCUCAUGUUACUCAAGGGAGUUGCCUUUUGCCAUGAAAACAAUAUUAUGCAUAGGGACCUGAAACCUGCUAAUCUUUUGAUCAGUUCAAGUGGACACUUGAAAAUUGCAGAUUUUGGUCUGGCCAGAGUGUAUCAAAAUGUUGGUGAUCGGCAGUAUAGCCACCAAGUAGCCACAAGAUGGUAUCGAGCUCCAGAACUUCUGUAUGGUGCAAAGAAAUAUGAUGAAGGAGUUGAUAUUUGGGCUGUUGGUUGUAUUUUUGGUGAACUCUUGAACAAUUCUCCUCUUUUCCCUGGUGAAAAUGAUAUUGAACAAUUGUGCUGUGUGUUGCAUGCUCUUGGUACUCCAACAGAGAAAUUAUGGCCAGGGAUGACUGAAUUACCAGAUUAUAAAAAGAUAACAUUUCCAGAGAAUCCUCCAAUUCCUUUUGAAGAACUUGUUCCAGAUGCUUCUUUUCAAGCACUUGACCUUCUGGAGAAGUUCCUGGUUUAUUCAUCCAAGGAAAGAAUUGCAGCAAAUGAGGCUUUGCUUCAUGUGUAUUUCUUCAGUAUGCCAUUACCAUCUCAUCACUCUGAUCUGCCUGUCCCCAAAAGAAGCAGACAGACCAGACGGCGACAGCAAGCUUAUGAUUACAAUCCUGACAUCCCACUUGAAAAGUCACUUUUUCUUCCAGAAGCUUUAACACCUCAUGUCACUUGA